AUGGCUUCCUACCUUAUCACUGGGACUUCGAGAGGCAUUGGCCUUGCUCUAGUCGGCGAUCUUGUUGCUAAGCCUGCCUCAGAGGUGUCUGUCAUCUUCGCAGCUGCACGUACAGAGACGGAUGCCUUGAAGGCGUUGAUUGCAAAAUCUGCUGGCCGCAUCGAAUUUGUUCCAAUUGAUGUGACGUCCGAGGACAAGGUGAAGAAGGCAGUGGAGCAAGUUGAAACAUCCCUUGGAGACAAGGGCUUGGAUGUUCUUAUCAACAAUGCGGGUGUUAUUGAUUACGCUCCCAAAGGCAUCGAGACCAUGACUGACCUGGACGCGACAUUGAAGAUCAAUGUGACUGGUACUCACCUUGUGACCAGUGCUUUUCUCCCAUUGCUGAGGCGAGGCACCCUAAAGAAGGUCUUUACCAUGUCUACGACCAUGGGCUCUUUUGAGAUGACAUCGAAGUUCCAGGUUGCUCCGACCCCUGCCUAUAAAAUCUCAAAGGCGGCUCUUAACAUGCUCACUGUGCAAUACGCCCUGUCCCUUGAGGGCGAAGGCUUCACUGUUGUUGCCAUCUCCCCCGGAUGGGUGAAGACCGAUCUAGGUAGUGAAUACGCCAAUUUGACUGUCAGUCAAAGUUCCCCUGCCGUGCUGGACAUCGUUUCCAACGUUAGCAAGGCGGACAAUGGGAAGUUCUUGAAUGUCUUGGUUCCUGGUUGGGAGAAUUAUGACGGGCCAGACCCGUAUAACGGAGCUCAGCUACCUUGGUAG
This is a messenger RNA of Microsporum canis CBS 113480, 759 nucleotides long. Its product is annotated as dehydrogenase. The transcript is spliced from 4 exons. The record is from RefSeq and is a predicted model, not a curated record. The coding region runs from base 1 to 759 and encodes 252 amino acids. NCBI's taxonomy places the organism in Eukaryota, Fungi, Ascomycota, Eurotiomycetes, Onygenales, Arthrodermataceae.